AUGUCUAGGCUUUCUUGUCGACCAAUCGUUGGUCGUGGACUAUACAUCGUGCCUAACGGUAAAAUGGUAUAUGCCUCGAGCGGCAUCACCUGCUCGGCGCAAUGUCAAAGGGGAAGAACUGCAUCGAUAACAGCCAUGUCGGAGGAUGCUGCCCCCGGCUUAGAGUCUUGGAAUCGUGUUUCAAUCUUCCUUCUCGUCGAAAGGCGCAUUUACUUGUACGAUUCCUCGUUGUUGCCCGCGUCUGACAUGUGGUGCUUAUGGCUUCUUCAAGCCCACAUAUCAAUCUUGACGCAAGCGGUCUACCCUAAUACCGUGAUAAUCCACCGCGGGAAGCUCAAUUGCGGCGUAUUGUCCAAUGAUGACGGUAUCGCAGCGUCUGAGGAGCGUGAACGGAAUGAAGGCUCCAUCCUCAUCGUUUUCGGCGAAUGGACAUUCGGCGGGCUUAUCAGCAGCUACUUGCAGUGGACUAGAGGCACGAGCGGCGAAUCGAAGGUGGUCAAUUGCUACACCCUUUCAUCGACUACGUCUCCGUGA
Messenger RNA from Postia placenta MAD-698-R-SB12, 534 nucleotides. RefSeq lists its product as hypothetical. Bases 1 to 534 code for a protein of 177 amino acids. The transcript is spliced from 4 exons. The record is from RefSeq and is a predicted model, not a curated record. NCBI's taxonomy places the organism in Eukaryota, Fungi, Basidiomycota, Agaricomycetes, Polyporales, Adustoporiaceae.